Molecule: messenger RNA, 2146 nt
Organism: Mangifera indica (mango)
Lineage: Eukaryota; Viridiplantae; Streptophyta; Magnoliopsida; Sapindales; Anacardiaceae
Exons: 3
Coding region: 308-1843 (511 amino acids)
Molecular function (GO): protein binding
Source: RefSeq, a predicted model, not a curated record
UAUAUAUAUGUGUGUAUAUAAUAUAUCUUGUUUCAUAUAUGUAUAUAUUAUAUAAGACUCGUAGGGCUCUUGUGUUCUGACAAAGUGAAGUUACGGAUUGUACGUUGCUUUGGGUCAUCACCGGAACUCUGUGCCGAUUUUCAAUCGGAGAAACGGAGAUUUGAGAUUGAAGUCCGUUUAAAUCAAACGUUAAUGGAAAGCAAGGCGAAGACUUUUUCAUGAAUCUGAUUUGAAAAAGCUAAUUAGAUUUCUGUCUCUGCAAAGAGAAAAUUGUUCAGGCAGUUUUUCUAGUCUUAUCAUUAGAGGGAUGGGAUUAAAAGCAGCGACCACAUGUUUGCAUUGGUCACAACCGAUUGUUCCUCACUCUCCAUCGUCUUCUCAAACUCUAGCUUCAGCUGUUUCUUCACCUUCUUCGAAACGACGCCGUAAAGAUGGUUCAGCUCUUGUGCAGAGACUUGACCGAUCAUCUCUCUUCGGAGCAAAACUAACGAAACUUCGCAGGUCCCAGUCUUACGAGUAUCCACAAUCAAAACCUCAACUCACGGUAUUAAGAAGAGCUUGCAGUGCCAGCUUAGAUGCCUUCCGCUUCCAACAUGACGGGGAUGAAAAUGGCGACAGUGAGGAUAUCUGUAACAGCGUAGAUCCUUCAUGGCAACCCCAUGAACCACUAUCGAGUAUUGAACGGAAGGCUAACAGCGUGGACCUUCCGUUAUCGCUAAGAAUGAUAAAGAGAAAGUUAAAAUGGCAAGACGGGUUUAUAGAAGCAGGAGAAUCAGCUUAUUGUUCGGUUAAAAAGGCGUUCUCAUCGAUGGUGUUUAUAAUCCAAGAGCUUCAUAGCUUCACUUUACAGAUGAGAGAGAUUCUACCGUAUGAAGAUUUACAAGGAAUCCUUGUAAGGGUUCAGAGAGAGAUACAUGCUUAUUUUGUGUGGUUGUUUCAACAAGUGUUCUCUCAUACACCAACACUAAUGUUGUAUGUUAUGAUACUUUUAGCGAAUUUUACAGUAUAUUCAAUGGCUAGUAACACUGCACUUGCAGUUUCGGUUUCUCCGCCAACAACAGAGGUUGCUUCGGUGAUUGAAAUUGAGGAUGAGAGUAAUUUAAAUUUUGAUUCGUCAACCGUUAAGAGGUUUUCAGUGUCUUCUUCAAGUGGGAAAAGCACGUCAGUUGGGGGAAAUAACAAUGGCGGUGGUGGGAAAAUCCGGCCGGUGGCUAGAGGCACAGAUGGGGAUGGAGGAUUUGAUCGGAAUGACCAUUUUAGAACUAUUGCGGCUGACGGUGCUUCACAGUUGUCUUCUCUUGGGACGAAUAGGGAGGCAGAGUCGGUGUCAGAGCAAGAGUUGAAUUUGUGGAAUUCAAUUCUUGAUGAAGCUUCUCAAAUGCAAGCUUCAGUAAUAGAUGAGUCACUUGAUCAUGAGACCAUGAAAGGAUUCGUUUCACCAAUCAAGGCCAACACUGAAUCUGAUGAUUAUGCAGAUUAUUUCAAAACAGAGCUUCUAUAUCAAAUAAGCUUGCAAAGAGAGCCCAAUAACUCUCUACUUCUUGCCAAUUAUGCCCAAUUUCUCUACCUCGUUACCCAAGACUGCGACAGAGCGGAAGAGUAUUUCAAGCGAGCAAUCGGGGUGGAGCCAGCAGAUGCAGAGGCACUUAACAAAUACGCAAGCUUUUUAUGGAAAGUGAGGAAGGAUUUAUGGGCAGCUGAAGAGACCUUCUUGGAAGCCAUUUCUGCUGACCCAACAAACUCUUACUACGCAGCUAAUUACGCCCAUUUUCUAUGGAACACUGGUGCGGAGGACACGUGUUUCCCUCUCGACCCUCCAGAUGCCACUCAAGAAGAAUCUUAAUCCUCCCACGUAUAAAAUCUCAAAUCAGUCAACAAAAAGAACAACCACCCAAAGCAUAUCAGUAUCCUCUCCUUGUUUUUUUUUUUCGGAUAGUAAAAAUAUGCACAAAAAUUAGAGAGAGAAGAGAAAUUAAUUGCUAUUAUCGGCAUUUUCUUUCUUCAAAAUUUGGGGUUUUUUGCAUUGGCGCCGUGUUCUCUGCCCGCCUGGGAGUGGCUGUUAUUCUUAGCCGGGCAUUCUACUUUCCAAAUUGUAUAUUAUCUUUUGUUAAUAUCUCUUAGAAAUCCAUGUAAAAUUCGUGCUUCA